CACCACGCCCUCACCACUCCCGCCCGCCUCUCCCUCUUGCUUCCUCCAUCCAUCCACUCCCAAGUUCGCUCCCAAGGCCGCCCUCCAAGUUCGCCCCGUCUCUCUCCGUGGCCCGUACGCAGUCCAGCCUGCGCCUCUCUCCUGCCCUGUAGCCCUCUCGCCGACGCCCACUCUCGCUUUCUCCGACCUUCUCUUCUCUGCCUCGUGCCACCGCCCGCGCCGCCGAGGCACCUCUGCUGCUUGCGACAUCCACGCCGCACAGCUGGCUGCUGCUCUACUCCUCCAGCCACACACUCGUUCGCGCCCGCCAUGGACCAGAGCUCGCCGCGCACCGGCGUCGCGUCCGAGAGCGCCGUCGAGCGCGACCAGCGCAUCAUCAGCGCGCGCAAAAAGCUCAAGUCGUACCGCGCCAAGCAGGCGCAGAUGGAGAAGAAGCGCAUCUCCAUCGUCACGCAGCCAGCUGCCGGCAGCAGCCACGCGGCGAUUGUGAGCAGCGCCGCCGAGCCGCGCGCCGACGAGGUCAGCGCGCAGCUCGAGCGCUACUCCAUCUCGUCGCAGCCGGCAGCGCGCACGUCCGUCGGCCCGCCGCCGGCUCACUCGCGCACCUCGUCGCGUGCCGGCCACGGGCGCGGCCAUUCGCGCAACGGCUCCAUCUCGCUCGCCGGGCCGUCGUCGGUGGGCGCUGCCGCCGCCGCGCCGGCGCCCGCCGCACGCCCCACCAGCACCAUGGCCUUUGUCGCCUCCGCAUCGCACAGCCGCCGCCACUCGCGCAGCGGCUCGCGCUCGGCAUCACGGUCCGGCAUCCGCCCGGCGAGCCUGCUCUUCGGCGCGCCGGCCGCUGCGCCGCACCGCCGCGACAGCGUCAGUGACGCGCAGCAGACCGCCUCGCUGGCCGAGCCCACUGCCGUCGGCUUCCCGCCGCGCGUGCCCAGCCCGCUCAGCGCCGAGGUGCUCAACACGCCGCAGACGUCGUGCAGCGCCGACUCGUCCACACCCGCCCAGACGCCCGUGGCAGUGCAGCCCACGCCCUCGUCGCACGCGCGCAAGCCGAGCCGCCACUCGCGGCGCACCAGCGUGAGCACGCGCCGCGAGAGCAUGGAGAUCAUGGGCGGCAUCGGCCUGGGCAUCGGCGCUGCGGCCUCGGCCGACUCGGCGCUCAGCAACGCGACGACAAAGCGCAGCAGCCGUCGCUUCAGCACCAACCGGCACAGCGGCAUCCUCUCGGCCAGCGUGCUCUUCGGCGGCUCGCCGGACCCGGUGCCCGGGAUGCUCGGCUCGCGCGCCAGUGUGCGCCGCUCGGGCGCGCGCAACGACUUCGACUGGCGCGUGUUCGCCACGGGCGCCGAGGAGCCGGCGCCAAGCGACGGCAGCGACCGCCUCACCGCGCUCGAGAAGCUCGAGGGCCGCAGUCGCCCGGCAGCCGCAUCGACGCAGGCGUCCAGCGGUCCCAGCAAUGCCGCAGGCUCAAAUCGCCGCCACUCGCGCCAGAGCAGCGUGCAGCUGCCGAGCUUCGACGACGUGCACGGCUCCGAGGCCAUGGACCGGCGAGCCAGCGUGUCGCUGCUCGAGGCCAACGAGACGACGACCUCGUCCGAGCGCCCGCCACCACUGGCGCCGCGCCUGAGCCUUGCGCCGCCCGCCGCCGUGCUGUCGCUCUCGGGCGACGUCGUCGAGGCCCUGAGCGUCAGCGCCGCCGCAGGGCCCAACUCGCGACCCACCUCUAUCCGCAUCGCACCCGACGCCGCCUCGCAGCUCGAGGGCCUCGGCACAUUGCUCGAGGAGGAAGAGGAAGAGGAGGACACGUCGCUACUGUCGCCUGUGCGCGAGCGGCCGUCGCUCGACCUCGACCAGGCCAUCGAGCGGCGCCAGCGCAAGGAGGCCGAGGCCGAGACGAUCAAGCAGAAUCGCCGCGGCUCGCUGACGCCCAAGCCGCUCAAGCUCAAGAGCCGCCCGGCAAGCCUCUUCGUCGGCUCCAACAUGGGUCUCGCCGCCGCCGCUUCGACGCUGCUCUCUCCCCGCGGCAUGACGAGCAGCAACUCGCUGCCGCAGCUGGCUGCUCUCGCCGACGUGGGCGAGGAGGGCGAGGCGGCAGCCGAGGACACACCGGCCCAGACCGAGGCGCCGAUCUCGUCGCUGCGGCGGUCGAGCGACUCGGAGACCGCGGCACCUGCAAGCGCCAAGCCGCGCGAGGUCUCGCUCGUGGAUGCACGGCAGAAGCUCGCCGAGGCUCGCGCCAACGUCGUGCACGCCCAGCAGCACGGCGCCGUGGCCACGCCCGAGAUGAAGCGCAGCUGGCGCUCCUCGCUGCCGGCCGCAUCUGCCGUGCCGAACCCGCAGUCGAGCACGCCGCCAUCAGACACGCCCGUGCGCGUCCGCCAGGGCAUGCGUGCCCUGCGCCUCGGCAGCGGCAGCGUCUCGUCCGGCCCCCACCACCAGGGCGCCAGCGACUCGCUCAGCUCCAUCUCGAGCGUCGCGACGUCGUUGUCCGCCGGUCCUAACGCCGCGAGCAAGCGCCAGAGCAUGUCCAUGUCCGUCUCGACAUCGCGCGACGACCUGCAGAGCGCCUCGGCGCACGCCUCGCCGACCAGCCGCGACGGGCCGUCGCCCAUCGGCCUGCGCAACCGCAGCAGCAUCCACUACAAGCCGUCCAGCUCCACGCCGCUCUCGGCACCCGCCGCCGUCGGCGAUGCCAACGCAUCCUCUUCGCCGCUGGCCACCCACCAGGCCACCUUCGGCAUGCCCAGCAGCAGCAGCAGCGCCGUGUCGCACGGCAUGUACGAGGAGGUCAAGUCGGCGCACGCCCGCACGACGGCGCUGCUCGAGGCCAGCCGCAAGCAGGCCGACCGUCUCGGCCGCGAGCUCGCCGUGGAGAGUGAGCGCGCCGCACGCGAGUACGCCGAGCUCGAGCGCUGGAGCGCCGAGGAGAAGCGCACGCUCGGCAUGCGCAUCGAGCACCUCGAGAGCGGUGCACUGGCGGCACAGCAGACGCUGCAGGCCCGCGAGGCCGACUGGCACGCUCAGCUUGCCGAGGUCCAGCGGCAAGUCAACGAGGCCAGCGAGCGCCUCGAGGACGCCGAGGCCGAGCGCGACAUGCUCCAGGAAGACGUCGAUGGCUGGCGCACGCGCUGCAGCGACCUCGAGAAGUCGCUGCGCACCGAGCGUGCGGCGCUCGACGAGGAGCGCCGCUUCCGCACCACGGCCAAGCUGCGCAUCGGCGUGCUCACGCACAAGCUCGAGGAGGCCGGCCUCACGGUGCCGGCCUCUGCCAGCGAGGAGCUCACCUUCGAGGACAGCCUCCCGCACGACCUCGUCUCGGCGCUCCGCAGCCCUGCCCUGGGCUCCUCCAGCCCCGUGCUCGGCCCCGGCUACUUCUCGCCGGCCAUCGGCGGCAGCGGCUUCCCCGUCAGCGAUGCUGCGCCGCCGCCGCAGGCCGUCAAGCUGCUCAAGGAGAUGCGCCAGCAGAUCUUCAACCUCGCCGGCAGCCUCGAGCACGAGCGCAAGGAGCACCUCAAGGCGCAGCAGGAGGCCUCGUCGCUGCGCGCAGCGCUGCAGGAGCAGGACGAGCAGCGCGCCGCGGCGGCUGCCAGCCCCGCCGACCCGCCCUCGCCGAACGAGUGCGGCGACGACAGCCAUGCCUCGAGCAUGGGCAGCGUCACGAGCGGCAGCAGCAGCGAGCGGCACAGCCUCUCCGGCUUCGUGGCGCCCAGCAGCAGGAACAAGCGUCACGUCUUUGCCUACGACAGCAGCAUGGGCAGCACGUCGAUGGGCAGCGGCUCGAUUGCCACGGGCGCCUCGAGCGUCGUGCCGUCCGAGUACGAGCACGGCUCGCGCUCGCUCGACAGCGCCGACAAGUUUGCCUUCCUCUCCGAGCUCGAGGCCGCCGCCGGCGGCCUGCAGCCGCUGGCCGAGACCGAGGAGGAGCAGGACGACCUCGAGGCGCUGAGCGACCACGCCAAGACGCCGCUGGCGCGCGCCUCGUCGUACAUGGACGACGAGCCCGUCGACCUCGAGUCGGGCUGCUUCGGCGACGAGGAGGAGUACGACGACGACAUCGAGGCGGCCAACCGCGCUUCGAACGUCGAGUCGUCGGUGCCGCCCACGCCCGGGCUCGACCACUCGAGCCAGGUCAAGUCGACGUUCGGCACCAUUCCCGUGCUCGCCGUCGAGGGCAAGGUGCUGCCGCACAGCGCGCAGUCGUCGCUCGACAGCCGCGGCCCCACGUCGCCGGGCACGUCCACGUCGCCCGAGAGCGACGAGGUGCACACGCCGGCGAUGCUCGCCGCCGACGACUGGAUGGACGAGCUCGAUGAGGACGACGAGGAGGCGGCGGGCGACGCCACGCGCCCCGAGUUUGUGCGCGAGUGGUCCUUCAGCCUGGCAAGCGCCGCCAUGGAGGCCAAGAAGCAGCGCGUGCUCGAGGCGCGCCGUGCUGCCGCCUCGGCCGCCAGCUUCGCCGCCGCGCCGGGCUCGCAGAUGCGCAAGCGCAUGCCGCGCCGCCGCAAGCUCAGCAGCACCGAGGACUUCUUCGGCCUGAUGAGCCUCGACGUCAAGGAGCCGCUGCCGGCGCUGCCCGUGCCCGACGCCGCGCUCGAGAUGCCGCCGGUGUACGUCGACAGCUCGAGCCAGUACAGCCCGCAGGCGUCGAUCGACUACCGGCGCACGUCCGUCGAGAGCUACGACCGCUCGCCGCGCGUCAGCAUGCGUGUGUCGAGCGGCGCCUCGCUCGCCCACGGCGCACGGCCGCCCGUGGCGCGCAGUGCGUUUGCGCACCAGCAGGACGUCUACGGCGGCGCCACGGGCAUCCUCAGCGUUGAGGACGGCGGCAUCGCAGCCAUGUCGUCGCCCAUCGGCGGGCUCAUGGGCGGCGCGCUCGCGCGCAUGUCGCUCGGCGGCCUGACGAGUGCGCUGGGCGGCCUCUCGGGCUACCUGCUCUCGAGCCAGUCCAACGUCGCGCAGGCGGCCGCGCUCGCCACCAAGACGUGCGCCGCGGCGCCCGAGCUCGAGACGCCCACGGGCAGCAUCAGCUGGAGCGCCCAGCGGCGUGAGGAGCGCGACGAGGAGGAGAGCCUCGGCUCGUACCACAGCUACGCCUCGCGUUCGCAGCCGCGCACUGCCGCCUGGUAGCCGCCUCGCUGUCGUCUUGGUCUGGAGGCCUCCCUCACGCCCGCCCGGUGCCGCACGGUGCCGUGCCCAUGUCUUGUUCUCGCUUCGUCUUCUGCCGCGCCACUGCCCGGCGCCGCGCUGCUUUGCCAUAUCACUAUGCUCCCGGCUUCACCUUGUAUCCUUGCCCCAACUCCCUCGCCGCGCCGCGCCCGACUGGCUCGGGGCCUGCGUGCGCUGUGCCACCCCUCUUGUUCCCCCCCAUACACUCCUCACGAUCUGCCACUGCGCGCUCAAGCCGCGCUUGCAAGCCAAUGAAACAGCCAUGCCCUCUC
Messenger RNA from Tilletiopsis washingtonensis, 5435 nucleotides. RefSeq lists its product as hypothetical. The coding region runs from base 310 to 5124 and encodes 1604 amino acids. The record is from RefSeq and is a predicted model, not a curated record. The transcript has 2 exons. NCBI's taxonomy places the organism in Eukaryota, Fungi, Basidiomycota, Exobasidiomycetes, Entylomatales.